AUGCGAUUGCAAUACGCCGUCGCCUGGGCAGUGGGCGCCGCCAGCGCGUGGUCGGCGCGCCCCGCACCCGGCGCCCCCCAUCAGCGCCGCGCCAUAGUCGGAUUAGCCAACGACCUCGACAAUCCGGCCGAAUUCAACGUCAACCAUGCCAUCGUCACCGUGGCCCCGAUCGGCUACGCCACGCCGCCGCCGGCGCCGUUGUCAUCAGGAGAGUGCACUACGGUGACGCUGUACACCACGACCACCCCGACGGUGUACAUCACCAUUACCAAGAGCACUCCCGAGCCCGAACCGACCACGUCGCAGUCGACUGAGCCCACCACUGAGCCCACCACUGAACCAACCACGGAACCAACCACGGAACCAACCACGGAACCAACUACGGAACCUACCGUUGGGCCCACUACGGAACCAACCACUGAGCCGUCGUCCUCGACUGAACCCUCAAUUGAGCCAACCACGGAGCCCUCGAGUGAGCCCACAUCAGAACCGACUACGGAGCCGUCUACUGAGCCCACUACUGAGCCCACUACUGAGCCCACUACGGAGCCGUCUACGCAGCUGACGACUGAGCCGACGAGUGUUCCCACAACAGAACCGUCUACGGAACCGUCUUCGGAGCCAAGCACGGAGCCGUCGACUGAACCCUCAACUGAACCGACUUCGGAGCCAACUCCUGAGCCUUCAACAGAACCCACAACUGCUCCUACGACGGAGCCUUCAACGGAGCCUACCACUGAACCAACGACUGCUCCUACUACGGAGCCCACUACGGAACCGACGAAGGAACCUACUACGGAGCCUACCUCAAAGCCUACCUCGGAGCCUACCACGGAGCCCACUACGGAGCCUACCACUGAGCCAACUACUGCUCCUACGACUGCUCCUACGACUGCUCCUACGACUGCUCCUACGACUGCUCCUACGACUGAACCCUCGACGAAGCCCACCACUAAGCCCACCACCACUCCUGAGCCGACGCCACUGACGGAGUCUUCGUGUGUGGAAAUCACCAUCAUCACCACCACCACCCCGACGGUGACCAUCACCAUCACCGUGCCUCCCACCUCGAGUGAACCGGCGCCUAAACCGACCACUGAACCCACCACCGAGUCGUCGACUGUUCCCGAACCGUCUCCCUCGCUGGAAACCUCGUUGCUGAUCACCCCACCUUUCCCGAUCCCCACGACGUCGCCGCUGAUUCCACCUACUCCACCCAUCCCUUCAACGUCAAGUUCAGUGACUCCUCCCCCCUCGCCGUCAAGUUCCAGCUCCGUUACUCCUCCUCCCGUACCAACUUCGCUGCUGAUNUCCUCCUCCCGUGCCGACUUCGCUGCUGAUUCGUCCUCCUCCCGUGCCGACUUCGCUGCUGAUUCCUCCUCCUCCCGUGCCAACUUCGCUGCUGAUUCCUCCUCCUCCCGUGCCGACUUCGCUGCUGAUUCGUCCUCCUCCCGUGCCGACUUCGCUGCUGAUUCCUCCUCCUCCCGUGCCAACUUCGCUGCUGAUUCCUCCUCCAAUUCCUAUUCCCACAACGUCACCACUGAUUCCUCCUCCUCCACCUAUCCCUACCACCAAUCCUCCUCCACCUAUCCCUACCACCAAUCCUCCUCCCAUACCCACCACAUCGGUACUGAUCCCCCCUCCACCUCCUAUUCCCACCACAUCCGUGAUUCCCCCUAA
Molecule: messenger RNA, 1680 nt
Organism: Diutina rugosa
Lineage: Eukaryota; Fungi; Ascomycota; Pichiomycetes; Serinales; Debaryomycetaceae
Exons: 1
Coding region: 1-1680 (559 amino acids)
Source: RefSeq, a predicted model, not a curated record